This is a messenger RNA of Papilio polytes (common Mormon), 1541 nucleotides long. Its product is annotated as odorant receptor 4-like. Gene Ontology annotation, biological process: detection of chemical stimulus involved in sensory perception of smell; sensory perception of smell. The record is from RefSeq and is a predicted model, not a curated record. Gene Ontology annotation, cellular component: plasma membrane. Lineage: Eukaryota; Metazoa; Arthropoda; Insecta; Lepidoptera; Papilionidae. The transcript has 8 exons. Gene Ontology annotation, molecular function: odorant binding; olfactory receptor activity. Bases 1 to 1122 code for a protein of 373 amino acids.
AUGUCUGAAGCUACAUUUCUUAACAAAACAUUGAGACGUUUAAAUUUAAUAUUUCUCGCUAUUGGAAUAAAUUUGGAACAUAAAAAAUGUAAUCGAUUGACAAAAAUAAGAACAAGAUGCGUUUAUUUUUUUAAUUUAAUUUGGCUGAAUAGUGACGUGGUCGGUGCCAUAUUGCAUUUUAUGAACGAUCUAAAAGACGGUACUGAUUUGACAGAAAUGACUUAUCUGGCGCCAUGCGCGAUGUUGAGCGUAGUUGGAAUAUUUAAAUCGACUAUGAAAAAUAAAAUUGAAAAAGACGAAGGAAAAUUCGUUAAUUGCGUAAUAACAUUAUUGAACAUUUUUAAUAUUUGUGUCGUAUUCGAUUUUACGUUUACGCCUAUUAUAAAAAUUGUGAAAAAUUACAUGUCUAGUGGGGAAAUCGAGUUGGUUCUUCCACAUAAAGUUGUCUACCCAUUUGAUCCGUUUGACAUCAAAUAUUGGCCAUUUGCGUUCUUUAAACAGAGUUGGUCAGAAUGUAUAGUACUUCUGGAAAUGUGUGGAGCAGAUUAUUUCUACUACAUUUGUUGUACAUUUAUUAGAAUUCAAUUUCGUCUGCUAUGUUACGAAUUUGAAAACUUAAUCCAGUCCCAUCAUAAAGAUCACAAUAUAAUUGGAAAAAGACUUAAAAAAUUAAUACAAUGGCAUCAAGAUCUUAUAAAAUGUACGAGUACCCUAGAUCUGAUAUAUUCGAAAUCAACGUUAUUUAAUUUUGUAUCCAGUUCAGUGAUUAUUUGUUUAGCUGGCUUUAAUGUCAAGGCCACAGACAACAUAGCGCUGGCCGUUACAUUCCUAACGUUUUUAUCAAUGAACCUCUUUCAAAUAUUCUUUCUGUGCCUCUUUGGCGACAUGAUAAUGAGGUCGAGUAUGGAUGUGAGCGAUGCUGCUUAUAACUGUCUAUGGUAUGCUGAUCGUAAUGUUGCCAGAGAUGUUUUCUUGGUGCAAAUUAGAGCUCAAAAUCCAUGCAAGCUGACUGCAUUUGGUUUUGCGGACGUCAAUUUCAUGUCGUUUAGUAGGAUAAUGAGUACUUCGUGGUCUUAUUUUGCGCUUCUGAACACAAUAUACUGCGAGAAUCAAGAAAAUUGAAUAAUAUUUUGCACAUUAGAACAAAUUAUUUAAACAAUAAUUUAAAAAAAUCUUUUUUAACUAAGUACACAAAUUAAGACAAUAUGCUAGGCAUAAAUACACAAAUUUAUGCAAUAUUUUUCAUUUAUUCGCACAUGAAAUAAAAUAACACUGAGAAUCACAAAAAUAUAAAUGAAUAAAAAAAUAUAAAUAAAAAGGAAUGUUAUUCUCGUACAUGGCAACAACGAUUUAAAAUUCUGUAGCUCAAGUUGAACAUCGAAUAAAUAACAAUAACACACUGGCCGAAACGAAACCGACUUUUAUUUCCGCAUGAAUACGAAAAACGAAGUUGAAUCUAUGACUCACGCCCGCUCUUGAAAAAUGACCAAGGAUUUAUUGGCGCCAAUUGUUACACACCACAUCCGUUUAUUCGGUGACAU